Molecule: messenger RNA, 1680 nt
Organism: Stylonychia lemnae
Lineage: Eukaryota; Ciliophora; Spirotrichea; Sporadotrichida; Oxytrichidae
Source: the annotation of a GenBank genome assembly
AUGAUCUCAUCAUAUUUGUUUGAGAGGCUUUUGAAGUUUAAGUAAGAGUUGAUUCUUGAGAGCGAAUAAUAAAAAUAUCAAGCACUCUUGCAGUACUCUGAAUUCCGUAAUAUAACUUAGGACAAAAGCAAAAAAAUAGCUGGGUUUUAGGAUUAGUUCAAAGAACUUUAAACCAGCAAAGCUGAGUCACAAAGGAAUUUCUAAGAAGUUACUCAAGAACUAGUCAAAUUAGAAAAUGAAAAAUGCCUAUUGGAAUAAGAAAUAGAAAAAGAAAGCAAUCUAAACAAAGUUUUGAAGGAGAAGAAGAAGACUGAAAGUGCUCUGAUCAAGAUAAAUGAUCAUAGAAUUGAGAGGUUUAAAGCCAGAGAAGCAAAUUUGUUCUUUCAAUACCAAAAAUAUCUACAUAAUAGAAGGUUAGAGAUUAAAGGUAACAUAAGAGUAUUCUGCAGAGUUAGACCAGUACUACCUGAGGAUCAUCUUUAGAUAUACAAUAGAUCAUCAAUAGCUCCAUCUACAUAAAAUCUUGGAAUAAAGUCAAAGAAGAGAAUCGAAGAACUGAAAAUUAACUUGAAUAAAAAUUAAAAGCAGAAUGUCUAGAGUUAAUAGCAAUUACAAUCACAAUAAUAGAAUGAGAAGUCUCUGAAUUUGCAAGCCCUUGAAGAUAAUACUGUAUUGGUGAAAAGUGAGUAGACAGUUGAAAUUAGAAUAUAAGGAUAGAGUGGCAGCUCAAUGAUGAACUAAAAUUUUAACUCUAAUAGCAAUAACUAACUGCCACAAAUCAAUUAUCAAUCUCAUAAGUUCAAGUUUGAUCGAGUAUUCAAUCCAUAGGAUAAUCAGGAAUGUGUGUUUGAAGAGGUUUAAGAAGUAGUGAAAUCAGCUUUGGAUGGCUUCAAAGUGUGUAUAUUUGCAUACGGGCAAACUGGAGCAGGCAAAACCUUUACAAUGGAGGGAGGACAAUCUCUUGAGGAUAUGGGCUUGAUAUCAAGGUCAGUAAGAAUGGUAUUUGAGCACUUAGAUUCAUACAAUCCAAAGGACUGGGAGUUAAUUUAAGUUACUCUAAGCUGCAUUGAAAUACAUAUUGAGACUGUGAGAGACUUACUUAACCCAGGAAACGAGGUAGCACAAAUCAUGACCAACAACUAAAAGUUCAAGCCCACUGAGAUAGAAGUCAAGUCAUAUUCAGAUGUGGAGUUCGUACUUAGGAAAGCUAAGGAAAAUAGAAAAGUUGGGUCCACUGCAAUGAAUUUAAGCUCUUCCAGAAGCCACAGUAUAUACUAGCUUAAGAUAAGAGCUAAGCGAACUGACUCACUCUAAAUUGAUGGAGCCCUCAAUCUAAUAGACUUAGCUGGCAGUGAAAGAAUUUAAGACUCAAAGGUAGAAGGUGAAAGACUUAAAGAAACUUAAGCUAUUAACAAAAGUCUAAGUUGUUUGGGAGAUGUGAUCUCAGCUAUUAUCAAGAAGGAUAGUUAUAUACCUUAUAGGAAUUCUAAGCUCACUCAUUUAUUGUAAAACUUUAUGGGAGGAGAUUCUAAAACUCUAAUGAUGGUGAAUAUUAGUCCCUUGCAAUGUAAUGCUUUUGAAACUCUAACAUCUUUAAAAUUUGCAGCAAAGGUAAAUAGCUGCAAGCAAUUCUCCAAAGAAACAUCGUUUAAUUCCGCCAACAGUUCUAUGAAUAAUUGA